Messenger RNA from Aspergillus campestris IBT 28561, 2362 nucleotides. RefSeq names its product 5-aminolevulinic acid synthase HemA (gene hemA). Gene Ontology annotation, biological process: heme biosynthetic process. Gene Ontology annotation, molecular function: 5-aminolevulinate synthase activity; pyridoxal phosphate binding. The transcript is spliced from 3 exons. Bases 303 to 2141 code for a protein of 612 amino acids. Lineage: Eukaryota; Fungi; Ascomycota; Eurotiomycetes; Eurotiales; Aspergillaceae. The record is from RefSeq and is a predicted model, not a curated record. Gene Ontology annotation, cellular component: mitochondrion.
GAAGUGCACAAUUUUAUGAAGAGAAAAUAAGAUCUUGUACGGCCAGAAGGGUCCACCAAUCACAAUCCAUCUAAUCAUCAGCCGGAGACCGCUUUCCCUCUUUGGGCCUAGCGUCCCCCACCGCCUGGUUUUUUCCCCUUAGGUAAUCCUAUACCAUCCUGAAACUUAAGGCCAUUGAUCAUCUCUCCACUUUUUCCCUGAUCUCUCGCUCUCUCUCUCUCUCUCUCUUCUCUUCGUCUUUCCUACUCUCUCUAUCCCUCCCUAUCUCUCUCUAUCCCGAAUUGCACCUUUCCUACCAAACAAUGGAGUCCCUCCUCCAACAAUCCCGCGCCAUGUGCCCUUUCCUCAAGCGCACCUCCCCCGGCGCCCUCCGGACCCUCGCAACGGCCACCCGGCCCACCGCCAGCCCCGGCGGCGGCACCAUGUCCAACCUGCAGGUUCUGGCCCGUCGCUGCCCCGUCAUGAGCAAGGCUCUCGCUGUCCAGAGUGCCCGCUUGGCUGGCGCGAAGCGCUUUACUUCCGCCGCUGCGGGCGUCCCGGGACGGAACGUGCGCACUCAGCCCCGGAGGGAUUUGCAUGCUACUGCCGGUCCCGGGGCGAAUUUGAGUCAGGGGGUUUACAAGAAGGAGGAGGCUCGGGCUGAACAACCCAAGUAUACCCGUCCCAACCCCUCCCCCGGUCUCAACGUCGGUGCCGGCCCCCGUCCGCAGGCCCCCGCAACCGCCCGCUUCGAUUAUGGCGCCUUCUACCUUCCCCGCGCCCACACGGCCUCCCCCGAGGAGCGCGUGACCGUCUGGUGCUCCAACGACUACCUAGGCAUGGGACGCAACCCCGAGGUCCUGGACACUAUGCACCGCACCCUCGACACCUACGGUGCCGGCGCCGGCGGCACCCGCAACAUCUCCGGCCACAACCAGCACGCCGUGGGCUUGGAGAACACCCUGGCCCGGCUGCACGGCAAGGACGGCGCCCUCGUCUUCAGCUCGUGCUACGUCGCCAACGACGCGACGCUGGCUACCCUCGGCAGCAAGAUGCCCGACUGCGUCAUCCUGUCCGACUCCCUAAACCACGCCUCCAUGAUCCAGGGCAUCCGCCACUCGGGCGCCCGCAAGAUGGUCUUCCGGCACAACGACAUGGCCGAUCUCGAGGCCAAGCUGGCCUCCCUGCCCGCCCACGUCCCCAAGAUCAUCGCCUUCGAGUCCGUCUACAGCAUGUGCGGCUCCAUCGCCCCGAUCGAGCGCAUCUGUGACCUAGCCGACCAGUACGGCGCCAUCACCUUCCUCGACGAAGUCCACGCCGUCGGCAUGUACGGCCCGCACGGCGCCGGCGUCGCCGAGCACCUCGACUACGAGGUCUACGCCUCGCAGGACACCCCCAACCCCCUCUCCACCCGCGGCACCAUCAUGGACCGCAUCGACAUCAUCACCGGCACCCUGGGCAAGGCCUACGGCUGCGUCGGCGGCUACAUCGCCGGUUCCGCCGCCCUAGUCGACACCAUCCGCUCGCUGGCCCCGGGCUUCAUCUUCACCACCUCCCUGCCCCCCGCCACCAUGGCCGGCGCCGACGCCGCCAUCCGCUACCAAGCCCGCCACCAGGGCGACCGUGUCCUGCAGCAGCUGCACACCCGCGCCGUCAAGGCCUCCCUCAGCGCGCACGACAUCCCCGUCAUCCCGAACCCCUCGCACAUCGUGCCCCUCCUCGUCGGCGACGCCGAGCUCGCCAAGCAAGCCUCCGACCGCCUCCUCGACCAACACGGCAUCUACGUCCAAGCCAUCAACUACCCGACCGUGCCCCGCGGCGAGGAGCGCCUCCGCAUCACCCCGACCCCCGGCCACGUCCAGGAACACCGCGACCACCUCGUCUCGGCCGUCCGCUCCGUCUGGCGCGACCUCGGCAUCCGCCGCACCAGCGACUGGGCCGCCCAGGGCGGCUUCGUCGGCGUCGGCGUCCCCGGCGCUGAAGCUGCGAACGCCCCGAUCUGGGAUAACACCCAGCUGGGCCUGCAGCCGCACGAGACGGUCGACGCUGCUCUCGCGCGCGAGACUCCCGCUCCGGCGUCUAUCCCCCGCAUGCAAACCGGCGGCGCUCCCGUCAGUCCUGCGGCUGCGGGUAUCGCCUCGGCUGUGGGCGUGGCUGCUUAGGUUAAACUGUACUGAGUUCAACUAAACUUAUUUUCUCAUGCGAGGUAUAUAUUGCAUCUGCAUGAUUAGAUAUUUUCUAUUCAUUCCUGUCUGUCUGGCAUCACUGUGUAUGUGGCAUUAGUGUGAUAGAUGAUGGGUGGGGAAAGUGCGGAACCGGACUGUCUUUACCGAGGAUUGGGUUCUUGUAAUUAAUUAAUUGAUAUCAUGAUUGACUUGAUUUA